Molecule: messenger RNA, 3411 nt
Organism: Triticum turgidum subsp. durum (durum wheat)
Lineage: Eukaryota; Viridiplantae; Streptophyta; Magnoliopsida; Poales; Poaceae
Source: the annotation of a GenBank genome assembly
AUGAUGUCUGCAGCUGUCCAGCAGGUCGCUGGUGGUUUCUCAUCAGCAGUUAUCCAACGUGUUGUGGACAAGACGAUGGACUUCCUUGGGGGCAACUAUAAUUUGAGCCAUGCUACUGAAGAGCUUCUGGCCAAACUCCGCACAAGCCUCAUCAUGGUGAAGGCCAUAACUGAGGUGGCUGACAAUCAGAUUAUCAUCAACACUAGUCUUACUGAGUGGUUGAGGAACCUUCAUAAUGCUGCCUAUGAAGCGGAGGAUGUGCUGGACAGAUUUGAUUGCCAUGAGAUAGUCACGGGAAAGCGCAAGGUGAGCGAACUCAUAUCGUCAUCGGUUAGGGCCCUGAAAGGUUUGAUUGUGCCUGAUGAGAGCAUGACACUGCUCGAAUCUGUUGUGCAAAAGCUAGAUCACCUUUGUAACACAUCCAUCACAUUUUUGGAGCUCAUAAAGCAGAGUAGGUCAACAUCCAUCAAGGAGGAGGGAGUUGGGGGAGAGACUACUUCUCGUGUUCCAGUUGAUGUCAAGGUAUUUGGGCGCGAUGAAGUUUUAGAGUUGAUAAUGAAAAUUAUUUUGGGUUUAUCUAGCUCUGAACCAGAAUCCAGCGGAAUAAGAGCAAAACUUGGGGAAAGGUACCGCAUUAGUGGUGUUGAUGUUAUCCCAAUUGUUGGUAUGAGCGGGGUUGGGAAGACAACCCUUGCUCAAGUCAUUUACAAUCAUGGAAAGGUGAAGGACCACUUUACUCAGAGAGCAUGGGUGUAUGUUUCAAAACACUUUGGUGUCAAGAGAACAUUGCAAGAGAUGUUGCGCUCUUUGAAAGGAAAUGAUUCAUCUUUUGACUAUGCUGAUAGUCUGGAAACAAUUGUCAACAACAUUCAAAAUGUCAUCCAGCAGGAAGGAAGAUUCCUUCUUGUGCUAGACAGUGUUUGGGAUGAGAUGUGUGACCAGUGGAGUAGUUUGCUUAUUGCCAUAGCUUGUGAACUGCCGGGAAGUGUAGUUCUUGUCACAACACAAAGCAAAAGGGUUGCAAAAACAGUGGCAACAGUGUGUCAAGUUCCACUAGAACCUUUGCCAUGGGAGAGUUUUUGGCCAGUUUUCCAGUAUUAUGCAUUUGGCACAACCAAUGUUGCGGUUGAGAACAACCAGACUCUUCUGUUAAUUGGUGAACAAAUAGCAAAAAAACUAGGUGGUCUGCCAUUAGCAGCAAAAGUAAUGGGAAAUCUGUUGAGAUCCAGAAUAACUGCAGAUCAGUGGAAAAGGAUCCUAGAGAGUGAUUGGUGGGACAUGAGGGAAGUUAUUCGUGAAAUCCUUCCAUACAUGGGAAUUAGCUAUCAAGAUCUUCAACCUAAACAAAGGCAGAGCUUUGCUUUCUGUUCGAUUUAUCCAGAAAAUUACUUGUUUGACAAAGAUAGAUUGGUCAAUAUGUGGAUUUCUCAUGACUUGAUUGAACAAAGCGAAUCUGAUGACACUAGAUUAGAGGAUAUUGGAAGCAAAUUGUUUGAUGAACUUGUGGAAAGAUCAUUUUUCCAGGCUACAUUUGACAAAAAGUGGUACACUAUGCAUGAUCUAGUCCGGGCUCUGGCAAUUGGUGUUUCUUCAUAUGAAUGCUUCCUUCACAAAGAGACCUCACGCGGCGCAUCAGCAAAUGUUCGCCACUUGGCUCUGCAAGUCAGUAAUCAACUGCACAUUCAUGAACUCAACAAGUACACAAAUCUGCGGACAAUCUUAUUGUUUGGUCAUUGUGACAGUGAUGCAAUUUGUGAUGUUAUCGACACAAUGUUGGCCAACUCAAGAAGUAUUCGAGUGUUAGACUUGUCUCAUUUGGAGGUCCUGACGAAUAUGCCGUCAAACAUUGCAUCCUUGAGAAAAUUGAGGUUCCUUGAUCUUUCUUUCACAAGAAUCAGCAAUUUGCGCAACUUACCUUCCAACCUUCAAGUUCUAUACCUCCAUGGAUAUGCCCGGAAUAGUAUUCCUCAAAGCAUAAAUAGGCUUGCCAACAUACGACACCUUUAUGUUGGUGCUACAGCUCUCUCUCUGAUUCCUGGUAUUGGGCAACUAAGUCAACUUCAAGAAUUGAAGAACUUCAGUGCUGGAAAGAGAAAUGGGUUCAUGGUAAGUGAGUUGAAGAACAUGCAAGAGUUAUCUGGGAAACUUUGCAUCAGCAACAUCCACAUCAUUAGGAGCAAGCAUGAGGCAAUGGAUGCCAAUAUGUCUGAGAAGAAGCACCUUCAGGCCUUGGAAUUGAAGGGUAGAAAUGUAUCCAAAGAUGUACUUGAAGGAUUGCAGCCACACUCAAAUCUGCAAGAGCUCAUGAUUGAAGGCUACGGGGCCACUACUUUACCAAGCUGGAUGUUGCAAGGUCACAUCUUUACAAAACUUCAGUCCCUUCAUGUUGGAAACUGUCGACUUCUGGUUGUACUUCCACCAUUUGGAAAAUUCCCUUCACUCAAGCAUCUCACCCUAGAUAACUUGCCGUCAGUAAGGCAUGUUGAUGGAACAUUUUUUGGCUGUCUCCCAAGUUUGGAGGACUUGACUAUUUCUUCGAUGACAUCAUGGACAAAAUGGUUACAUGCCGAAGAAGAUCAUGGCCCUCUCCUUCAACACGUCACAAGGUUUCGACUUCACAAUUGCCCUUCACUGAAAGAAGUGCCGUAUCUAUCUUUCAUAUCUUCACUGUCAGAACUUGACAUUUCAGCUUGUGGGGACUUUGUCAAGGCACUGCCACAGUAUGUACAACUCUUGGCAUGUCUCAAAAAAUUAAGUAUGUCUUACUGCGAUCACCCAGUGCUAUUCUCUGGGCAUCAGUUGAAGUCACUUGAGUAUCUAUAUCUUAGAAAAUGUGGAGGGCUACGUUUGCUUGAUGGGUUACAUUGCUUUCCCAGCCUCAGGCAAGUCAAUGUUUAUGGUUGUCCAGACAUUCUUACUGAAUUCUCAGACCAAUCAACUAGACAAGAUGUGCAAGCUGUACCUCGGCUCACCAAUAUGAUUACCGAUCAGAGCCUGCUAAAUAGAAAUGGUUUUCUGCCCUCGGUGCAAGAUUUGCUUGUUGCUUUUAUAGAUGAGCAUUAUUUUACCCCAGAGCAGGAGGAAUGGUUUGAACAACUAAUCUCCCUCGAAAAAAUCGAGUUUGGUUUCUGUAAUUUUCUUCAACGUCUCCCUUCUACACUAGCCAGACUUACCUCCUUAAAAGUACUUCACGUCAAAUGGACAAACCCAUUAUCACUGGAAGGAGUUGUGCCUCAUAAUCUCCAAGAAUUAGUCAUGCAAGAGGUUACAGUUGAGACAGAAAAUAAUUUCAAACCUGGAGGAUCAGAAUGGGUGAACAUUUGUCAUGUUCCAUAUAUUCGGCUUAACAAGAAGACAGUCCAGAAUCGGGCAAAUGAUGCUGCUUCAUCGUCUUCAACCCACCAAAUUUGA